CAACCCUAUAUCAAACAUUGCCUUGUGCUCCGACCCAACUAUCCUCUCCUUCGGCGUCACCAUUGCCGUCGAAGCCACGGCCGGCGCUGCUGCCGACGUUCCGGCACGGGCUUCUUCUCGAUUAGGCUUCCUAUCGCCGAUCCCUUGAGCUUCCCAACGCCGACAAGCUUGAAGCCCUUCGCCAAGAGAACGCCGUGCUCCGCAUCGCUAAGAACGACCUCGCCAAAUUCCUCUCCAAAAUCCAUAACGGCUGAGCCAUCAGAGUGGCGCAGCGGAAGCGUGGUGGGUAGACACCUCCCCAACCUUCUCGAUUCAUUCCUUUCCUCUUUGCUCUUUGCUUUGUCAUCUCCGCUCUCCAAAAUUUCCAGCAACCCAUUAGAGGAAUAAAGAAAGAAACAAAUAUAGAAUACCAUUGAAAUGCCGGGGGAUGAUUGUGUUGAGCGCCUCUUGUUUGGGGGUGCUAUAUCAAGUUACUUCCCUCUUAGGUUUCAGGAUGUGAGUGCUAUACGUGAAGUUCCUGAUCAUCAGGAAGUUUUUGCAGAUCCUACUCGUGAUGAGAGCCUCAUUUUUGAGCUAUUAGAUUUAAAACAUGAGGUUGAAGACAAUAACAGUGCUAUUUGGUUUUUGCAAGACAUUGCUAGAGAACAAGAUGCUGAAGAAAGCAUGGUUCUUGAGCAUUCAGGUACUCUUGAGGCAACUGGUUUGCAGAAUAGAGGUUCACCUGUGAUAGUUAGCACUGCAAUUGCACAAAUGGCUAUUUCCAAGUCAAGACAGGGAAGGGAGGCACAAAAUAUUGUGCGGGUAUAUCUUGCAAAUUUGCGCCUUAAGGAAGUUGGAACUGAUGUGCUGAUCACUGCAAACGAACCAAUCAUAAUAAAUCCACUGAGUGAAAGCGCAGUGGCAGUAACAGCCGGUGUAGCUGUUCCUGCUGCACAAGCCGGAUGCAUGCCUGCAGCAGAGGUCUUCAAACUCGCUGUCACAAGCUUUAAAGUCCAUGACUGGAAUCUCUUUGGCGGUGCUGCUUCAUAGACUAAGCACCAAUAAACACAUGUAUGUUUGACAAUUUUCUAAGUUUAAAAAUUCAAUCAUUUGAAUAACAAAAGCAUGCUACUUUAUUUUUCUUGGAUGCUUGUCUGGUGCUGCAGCUUUGCUGCUUGUUAUAAUUCAAAUCCCUGUCCCCCCUUAAGAAUCAAAA
This is a messenger RNA of Dioscorea cayenensis subsp. rotundata (Guinea yam), 1195 nucleotides long. Its product is annotated as ran guanine nucleotide release factor. The transcript is spliced from 9 exons. The record is from RefSeq and is a predicted model, not a curated record. Gene Ontology annotation, cellular component: nucleus. Bases 418 to 1029 code for a protein of 203 amino acids. Gene Ontology annotation, biological process: protein import into nucleus. Lineage: Eukaryota; Viridiplantae; Streptophyta; Magnoliopsida; Dioscoreales; Dioscoreaceae. Gene Ontology annotation, molecular function: small GTPase binding; guanyl-nucleotide exchange factor activity.